AUGCCAGUCUCCCAGCCAGAGCGUGUCGCUAUCAUAGGGGGUGGUUGCACGGGAAUCACCUCGUUCUGGGCUCUGCAAAACUCCGACCAUGACGUCCAUCUUUUUGAAGCAUCCGAUGCUCUUGGUGGGCGUAUCAAGUCGCUACCGUUCGAGCACGAUGGUAUUCAAGUCAAAGUGAAUUCAGAAUCGCCAAUCUAUAAUGUUGAGACUUCUCCCAAUCUGGAUUCAUUGCUGCGCUGCCUGGGGAUCUCAACCACUAGUUACCGAUUCAGCGUCAGGACAAAUGACGGUGCUAGCAGUUCCUGGUGGAGUGACAGCAUACUACGCAGCAUUCUUCUUCGUCCUUGGGUUCUUUCUCAGAAAGAGACUUAUGCUGUACUACGGGACAUCAUCUGGCUUAGAUUCCUAGCCAUCGAUGUGCUGGAUCAGAACGUCCAUUCCUCUAGAUCGAAUGACCUUGCGUCGUGUCUUUCUGCCCAGAGCUAUCUGUCCAAAGAAGGAUACUCGGACAGUUUUCGUGAUAGGUAUCUAGCUCCAAUCCUUUCAGUGCUAUGGGGUACAAAUGCUGGUAAGCUCCUUUCACGGCUACCCGUCAAAGUCGCUAUCCGCUGUUUGUAUGACCAUCAAUUGCUCUGGUACCGGCAGAAUGUUCCGGAGUGGCGUCGUAUUGAACUUGGCGCGCACCACCUGGUGCAAGUCAUGUCUCGUGAUUUUGAUUCUUCGAAGGUGCAUCUAGACGCUAGAGUUCGGCAAUUGACCCGAUACGACAAAAGGCUCUACAGACUGGUUACGGCUGAUGGCAUUGAGAUGGACUUUGAUCGCAUCAUCUUCGCUGUCGAUGGGGAGGAGAUAAUGCAGAUACUAGGACCUCAGGCGAGCGCGCAAGAAAGGAAGAUCAUCGGUGGUCUGGGGACGACUAAGAACAUCUCCGUGUUACAUUCGGACUCCUUAGUUGGUGAAGGCCUAAGGUCUUUAGCUCAUGCUGCGGCAGCGGACGGCUGGGGAAGCGCUGCUCAUCAUCUGAGCCAGCUUUUGCGCGACAGAGAACGUCCUACGGCCGUUUACAAUUACAUGCUGGAGCCCUACGUGACUGGGAGCUCACCGAACUCAGCAUUCCGAAAGUCCAGUCUUAGCUAUACUAUCAAUGCCUUGGAGGACACUCCAGCUUCCCUCUACGGUCCAAUCUACAUAACGCUGAAUCCAUUCACGCCACCUCACCCUAGCGUUGUCCAAAGUGUAUGGGAGUUCACUAAUCCAGAGCCAACCUCCAGCACGCUCCGAGCACAGGAUGACCUUAAGCUCAUUCAGAACCAAAGAGGCCUGAGCUACGGAUUUCGCUGGACAGGUCGUGGACAUCUCGAAGAUGCCGUCACUGCGGGCUUGAGGAUCGCGAUUGAAGAUCUGAACGCGGAAGUCCCUUUUCAUGUUGAGUAUCAAUCAGAACCUUUUGCGGCGGACCUUACCCGGCCCAGUCUGGGUCUUUCGAUUCAAAUCAUACGGACUCUUCUUCGGAUUUUACAAUUCUAUAUCCUCAUUUUAGCCUUGCUCAUUCCCAUGCUGCCUGGUCCAGUCUCGCGGUUAAUCGCCCGUUACCGCCCGACAACUACAAGCACAAAUGCCAACAAGCUAUCUUGA
Molecule: messenger RNA, 1635 nt
Organism: Aspergillus homomorphus CBS 101889
Lineage: Eukaryota; Fungi; Ascomycota; Eurotiomycetes; Eurotiales; Aspergillaceae
Exons: 2
Coding region: 1-1635 (544 amino acids)
Molecular function (GO): oxidoreductase activity
Source: RefSeq, a predicted model, not a curated record